UGUCGCUUACGUUACUGUUGUAAAUUCCGGUCGUUGAAGAUGGCUGCGGCGGCGCUGCUUGAAAGGGCGCAAGCCGUUUCGCAUACAGAUAAAGACAAAGGAAUUGAACUGUACAGUAAAAUAGUGAAAUCUCCAGAGCCUCCUAUCAGUGAUGAAGAGACCAUCCGAAUCAAGGAGCAGGGCAUUAUGCAGUUGGGUGAACUCUUCCAGAAGUCAGGGAAGGCCAGAGAGCUGGCCGACCUCAUACGGGCAUCGCGGCCGUUCCUAGGUCUAAUCAGCAAAGCCAAGGCUUCCAAACUGGUGCGCGGCCUGGUUGACAUGUUCCUCGACAUGGAGGCCGACACGGGCAUCGAGGUGCAGCUCUGCAAGGAGUGCAUCGACUGGGCCAAGGCCGAGAAGCGCACGUUCCUGCGCCAGUCGCUGGAGGCGCGGCUCGUCGCGCUCUUCUUCGACACCAAACAGUACCAGGAGGCGCUCGCGCUGGGCUCGGCGCUGCUCAAGGAACUCAAGAAGCUCGACGACAAAAACCUGCUGGUGGAGGUCCAGCUGCUCGAGUCAAAGACGUACCACGCGCUGAGCAACCUGCCGAAGGCGCGCGCCGCGCUCACCUCGGCACGCACCACGGCCAACGGCAUCUACACGCCGCCCAAGGUGCAGGCGGCGCUCGACAUGCAGUCGGGCGUGCUGCACGCGGCCGACGAGCGCGACUUCAAGACGGCCUACUCGUACUUCUACGAGGCGUUCGAGGGCUAUGACAGCGUGGAGGACGGCAAGGCGCUGCUGGCGCUGAAGUACAUGCUCAUGUCCAAGAUCAUGCUGAACACGCCGGAGGACGUUAACGGCAUCGUCAGCGGCAAGCUGGCGCUCAAGUACGCCGGCAGGGAGAUCGACGCCAUGAAGGCGGUGGCACAGGCCAGUCACAAGCGGUCGUUGGCGGACUUUCAGAAGGGACUGUCCGAGUACAGCCGCGAGCUGGCGGGCGACCCCAUCAUCAAGGCGCACCUGAACACGCUGUACGACACCAUGCUGGAGCAGAACCUGUGCAGGAUAAUCGAGCCCUACUCGCGUGUACAGGUGGGCUACAUCGCGCAGACCAUCAAGCUCUCGCAGGACCAGGUGGAGCGCAAGCUCUCGCAGAUGAUCCUGGACGCCAAGUUCGGCGGUAUCCUGGACCAGAAUGACGACGUGCUCGUGGUGUUUGACGAGGCGCGCAAGGACGACACCUACGACACGGCGCUGGAGACCAUGCAUAGCAUGGGCAAGGUGGUGGACACGCUGUUCCAGCGGGCGAAGAAGCUGACGUAGGCUCGCGUACAACCUGGUGGCUCCUGCGGAAGCCGCCUGACUGACUUGUAAAUGUGUGAUAUAUGAUACGGUCCGUGUUGCCCGGCCGGCGGCCGCGGGGACGUCUUUCUCGGUCGCCGCCGCCGCCGGGCUACAGUGAUGUCAUCCACGCAGCAGGAAGCCGAAAAAUCACGCCAUCAUUUCAGCGCAACGGACACAGACGGACAUGUCACCUCAGCCAACUCUACAUUAACUUAUGUGAAUGACUCGUGCUUGUAAUAAAGGAAGAAAUUCUCGGUCCGG
Pollicipes pollicipes is the source of this 1587-nucleotide messenger RNA. Its product is annotated as regulatory particle non-ATPase 6. The transcript has 8 exons. Bases 40 to 1305 code for a protein of 421 amino acids. Lineage: Eukaryota; Metazoa; Arthropoda; Thecostraca; Pollicipedomorpha; Pollicipedidae. The record is from RefSeq and is a predicted model, not a curated record.